CCCCAAUAUAUCCCUAAUUUAAAUACCCCAUUACAUGGUGUUGGGCGUCGUUCUCAUGAGAAAGAGUUUAUUAAUUGACAAGAUUAGCCUUCAAAUUAUCUAUUGACAUUUUCAUUUCAGGUCAUUAUCAUAAUUAUUAUAUUCUGUGUUUGAUCUCGUAUAAUUAUGUCCUCUAUUCUCUCAACGUACAGGGUAAAUAUGAUAAUUGUUAUUAUUGUUAUAUUGAGAUGAGUAGCUCUAGUUCUAGUGACUCUGAACAAUCACCUAGUGAAUUCGAGGUUUCAUUAUUACGUUUACCUAUUGAUUUAAAAGUAAAAUCUCUGGAUAAAUCAGAAUUAUUAGAGCUAGGCAAACAGUUAGGUAUUCACAUCCCUCAAUCUGUUAAUAUUGAAUACUUGAGAUUCGCUGUUGACUUGGCAAAAAAAGUUUGUAUUUAUGUGGACCACGAUUCAGGAGCUAGAGAUGCUCUAAGUCGAUUACUUAAGUUAGGGUCCCUGUCUCAACGCGAUCGUAUUAUCUUCCCUAUGUUAGCCGAUUACGAGCGAAUAGUAGGCAAGCUAGGCAGAAAUCAAGAACACAUCUACGACACAGUAGCUCCCGAUAACUUAGCAAAUAUCCUAAUUCCAGAAAAUAAUAUGGCAGGGAAUGAUAAAAGACCCUUUGCGAAACCCGAAAGCUAUGGGGGUACAAAGAGUGAAGACUUCAACGAGUGGUUGAAAACCUUCAAUAGGGCAGCAAAAAUAAAUAAGUGGGAUGAGGAUGAUAAAAUCUUGUAUUUACCCCUCUACCUCAAGAAAACAGCAUUGGCAAUUUUCGACAUAUUUUCGGAUAAAAAUGAAAACGCGACAUUUCUUGAUGCAGUAGGCCACUUAAAAAGUAAACUUGUAGACCCUGUUCAUGAAGAGACAACCAGACAAAAACUCGAAAACAGAAACAAAUUACCAACAGAAACAUACACAGAAUACACAGCAGAUAUAAUAAAACUUUGUCACAUUCUUGAGCCUCAAAUGUCAGAGAAAAGAAUAGUAGGAUAUGUUUUGAGAGGCUUAGACGUAGGAGCAUUGCAACAUGUUGCUUUCAUGGACAAUGCAUCAGUUGAAGAUUUAGAGAAAAAUCUCGCCAAAUAUGAAAGAUCUCGCUUCCUUCUAGACAAAAAGUUAGGAAUGCAUAAUGCUUCAAUCCUGUCAGAUGACGAAGAAGACGAUUGCCAGUUCAAGCAGAAAGGCCUCUGCUUGAUUCCGAGGAAAAAGAUGUCGAACUCCGCCACCCAAGCCACUUGUCUCCACCUUCUAACAUCAGAAGCAGACGUAUCGGAGCUACGAGAAGUCUGCAAAUUUGAUUGUAAAGCAACUGACAAUCAAACCCUAAUCACUCGCCUACGAGAAGACACCUUCCUAUUCCACAACACCGGCAAAAAGACGACAAUUCGCUGUAAAAACUCAACAACUGAGGUCCCAAGCAACAGUCCAGGAACCCUAUCACUCCACAUCCCUUGCAACUGCGAACUUCAAGACGACAACGGCGACGUACUGAUAAGCACUCUUUAUCCUUGCGACUCCCGUUCCCAUCCUUCUCCAGCUAUUAAUAACUUAAUUCCUCACAUGUGGACAAAUUUAUCUAAAUUGAGCAUCCCAAUUUUUAAACAUGAGACUCUGCCUCAGUACUUAAACCUUUCGGAAAUCUUAAAUGAAAAUUGGCACUUGAAUUUUUCAAAAUUUGAAGAGCACAACUCAUUCUCAGAAGACAUUUUCCAUCAUGUUGAAAUGCCAAAUAACUUUGAUUUGUUAGGGGUGAACAAUAAACUGAUCAUUUAUAUUAUUAUUGUCUGGCAAACACUGAUAACUGUUAUAUUCUUGUAUUUAUGUCUUCAAAAUUAUAUUAAGAAGAAAGCAAAUCAACUGAGAGUCCCGAAACGUACUCCAAUUGUGGACUACCCACAGGAGCUUUAAGAAUAUAUUGUGUUUUAGUAAAGUAGUAUGUAAUGAAAUCAUUAAAAUAAUGGGUUAGGAUAUAGGAAACUAUGCAAAUAAUAAUUACUUAUUCACUAUUAUUGUAUCCAUUUACUCUUUUAUGCUAUCGAUUCAAAUAUUUUCCCAGAUUAGAAGAUAAACUAUUUCAAUUAUUAUUAUUAUUCUUAUUUUCAAGGUCCACAAUAUUAUUUUGCUUACUCGAAUACU
This is a messenger RNA of Nilaparvata lugens (brown planthopper), 2177 nucleotides long. RefSeq lists its product as uncharacterized. The record is from RefSeq and is a predicted model, not a curated record. NCBI's taxonomy places the organism in Eukaryota, Metazoa, Arthropoda, Insecta, Hemiptera, Delphacidae. The transcript is spliced from 2 exons. The coding region runs from base 228 to 1949 and encodes 573 amino acids.